This is a messenger RNA of Wyeomyia smithii (pitcher-plant mosquito), 1638 nucleotides long. Its product is annotated as galactose mutarotase-like. The record is from RefSeq and is a predicted model, not a curated record. Gene Ontology annotation, biological process: beta-D-galactose catabolic process via UDP-galactose, Leloir pathway; glucose metabolic process. Bases 280 to 1584 code for a protein of 434 amino acids. Lineage: Eukaryota; Metazoa; Arthropoda; Insecta; Diptera; Culicidae. The transcript has 4 exons. Gene Ontology annotation, molecular function: carbohydrate binding; aldose 1-epimerase activity.
CCACUAAUUUCAAGAACACUUUUACGAACCGGUAGUCAGCAAACAUUACACAUAAAAGUUUCACGUUUGUUUUGUGUACACACCAACCGCAAGAUGAAACAAUUGCGGAGCGGUUUGUCGAGAGUUCAACAGCAGUGAUAAGCAGCUCAUUCGGUAUAAUGCAAUUGAACUGAUAACGCCACGCUGUUAAGUCACACGUAUUUGUGUGUAUAGAUAUUGUACCAGAUUGAUGAGACGAUAAAAGUUCUCCCCGCGGAUUCAUUGACAACGGAACAAAUUAUGAGUAAUUCAUCUAAGGAACGGCAAUUUUCGGCGGAACCGGAUUCGAUUCGAACCUAUCGGAGCAGCGGUUUACGGGAUGCCAGUACGGUGACGGUGAAGUCCAUGGACGGAACGCAGCAGGCAGAAGCGGAAGCCGUAACUCUGACCGUGGAUGGCUUCGGAACAGUUAAGGAUCCUCUGACGGGGGAAGUUCAACCGGUGAAAAGAUUUACGUGGUCGAACGCGGGAGGAAUGACUGUGCAGGUCAUAUCCUACGGAGCAAUUAUCACUUCGAUUAAAGUUCCAGCGAAGGAUGGCUCGAUUGCCGAUGUGGUGCUGGGUUUUGAUAAUAUUCCUGGCUAUCAGCAGGCAAAAAAUCCUUAUUUUGGAGCGACCAUCGGUCGAGUGGCAAACCGCAUCGGCGGAGGUAAAUUUACGAUCGAUGGGGUUGAGUAUCACGUUACGAAGAACUGGGAAAACCGACAUCAGCUGCACGGCGGGCGGAUUGGUUUCGACAAGUUCAAUUGGGUUGCGCACGUAGAUGGAACCGUUGUCACGUUAUCCCACACCAACAUGGACGGCCACGAGGGAUAUCCGGGAACGGUUCUGGCUUCGGUGACCUACGAGCUGAAGAAGGACAAUAGGUUCGUGUUCACGUUCAAGGCCACAACAAGCAAACCAACGCCAAUAAAUUUGACCAAUCAUUCGUACUUUAAUUUGGCAGGUCAUAGCACUGGUCACGAGGAAGUUUACCGGCAUAUCGUUUCGGUUAAUGCCGAUCGGAUUACAGAAACGGACGAGGAUUCGAUUCCUACAGGAAAGCUACUUUGUGUGGGUGGAACGCCGUACGAUCUAAGAAUUCCCAGAGAAUUGGGGCCUGCCAUGUCUCGAGCUCCGGGCGAAGGUUUCGACAAUAACUUCUGUCUAACAAAGGGAACCGAACAGCGCUCAACGUUCACGGCUCGGGUCGUUCAUCCACACUCUGGCAGAUUUCUGGAAGUAUACACGGAUCAACCGGGCGUUCAGCUGUACACCAGUAAUUUUAUGCCUGAUCCGAAUAAAAACAUUCGUCCGAAGCCGAUCAACGCGCCGGAUUUCUACGAAGCGACCCAUCUAGAACCGGUUGUCGCUCCGACAACCGGUGAUCCGCCCAUCAGUGGUAAAGGAGGCGCGCGCUACUUUAAACAUGGGGCCUUCUGCCUUGAAACGCAAAACUAUCCGGAUGCGGUCAAUCACGAAAACUUCCCGAACUCGGUGCUAGUUCCUGGGGAUACCUACGUACACGAGGUGAUCUAUAAGUUUGGUAUUUAUGAAGAAAUCUAAAACGUCGGCUUUUCAAUGAGUUACAAAUAAAAAUUUUUGUAAUUUUUCAAUUUA